Messenger RNA from Cavia porcellus (domestic guinea pig), 3489 nucleotides. It is a transcript of the gene Gtpbp3, whose product is annotated as GTP binding protein 3, mitochondrial. Gene Ontology annotation, biological process: tRNA wobble uridine modification; tRNA methylation. Gene Ontology annotation, molecular function: GTPase activity; GTP binding; protein binding. The transcript is spliced from 10 exons. NCBI's taxonomy places the organism in Eukaryota, Metazoa, Chordata, Mammalia, Rodentia, Caviidae. The record is from RefSeq and is a predicted model, not a curated record. The coding region runs from base 404 to 1846 and encodes 480 amino acids. Gene Ontology annotation, cellular component: mitochondrion; cytoplasm.
CCACGCCCGGAAUUCCGAGAUCAGCGCUUUCUCGGGCUCGGCGCUGUCCCGAGUUAACCUGAAAGCGAUCCCGGGACUCGGGAACCGGGCGGGGGCUGCGCUGGGCUCCUGGACGGCUUCCUAGACGAGGGGGCCUGGCGAGGACCCAGAGGAGGAGGUGUCUAGCGGGGCUCUAGGACCCUAACAAUUCAGUCCAACAUUGCAAAGGAUUGCGUUGCAAUCAUCGCGCUACACUGAUAGGACAACGGAGCUUCAAUCUGUGGGCGGGACUUGUUGUAAAUCACCCAAUGGUAGUUCAGAAGCGUGGAGCGCUUUACCAGUCACAUCGCAGGGUGGACCGGGCCUGCUGCUCCACAUUGAAGCAGUGCUGCAAGGUCGGGCAGGCGAGUAGCAAGUUAAAUCCAUGUGGCGGAAGCUGAGGAGCCUGGCGGCCUGGGGACCUCGCAGGUUAUGCACGGCCCCUGGGGCCACCAUCUUCGCGCUGAGCUCCGGCCACGGCCGCUGCGGCGUCGCGGUGAUCCGGACCAGUGGCCCCUCUAGCCUCAAGGCGCUGCAGAGCCUCACGGCUCCCCGCGCCCUGCCCCGCCCGCGCCGCGCCAGCCUGCGCCUGCUGAGUGACCCGCGCUCGGGUGCCCCGCUGGACCGCGCGCUGGUGCUCUGGUUCCCAGGGCCACGGAGCUUCACGGGCGAGGACUGCGCCGAGUUCCACGUGCACGGAGGGCCCGCCGUAGUGAACGGCGUCCUCGAGGCUCUGGGCGGUGUCCCUGGGCUGCGGCCAGCGGAAGCUGGCGAGUUCACCAGGCGGGCCUUCGCCCAUGGGAAGCUGAGCCUGCCCGAGGUGGAGGGGCUGGCAGACCUGAUCCACGCGGAAACUGAGGCACAAAGGCGGCAGGCCCUGCGGCAGCUGGACGGGGAACUGGGUCAGCUGUCCCGCGGCUGGGCCGAGACCCUCACCAAGGCCCUGGCUCACGUGGAGGCCUACAUAGACUUCGCAGAAGAUGACAACCUGGAGGAGGGUGUCCUGGAGCAAGCUGACCGAGAGGUGCAGGCGCUGGAGCUGGCACUGGGCAUGCACCUGCAGGACGCCAGGCGCGGCCAGAGGCUCCGCUCGGGGGCGCACGUAGUGGUUGCAGGACCACCGAAUGCCGGCAAGAGCAGCUUGGUGAACCUGCUCAGCCAGAAACCAGUUUCCAUCGUGUCCUCGGAGCCGGGAACCACUCGUGAUGUGCUGGAGACCCCCGUGGACUUGGCUGGGUUCCCUGCACUGCUGAGCGACACAGCGGGGCUGCGGGAGGGCGUGGGGCCUGUGGAGCAGGAGGGUGUGCGGCGAGCCUGGGAGAGGCUGGAGCAGGCUGACCUGGUGCUGGCGGUGCUGGACGUCACUGACCUGGCCGCUCCGACCUCCCGCGACUUCCUAGACGCGGUUGUGGCACCCCUGGCCUGUCGGGAGCCCAAGGGGAGCAGCCCGCAUCUGCUGCUGGUGCUGAACAAAUGCGACUUGCUGCCCUCCGAAGGCCCAUGUCCCCGGCCCGGGCCAUAUCCCUAUCUGCUGCUGUCCUGCCUGACUGGGGCGGGGCUGGACGGCCUGCUGGAGGCCCUGAAGAAGGACCUGGCUGUCUUGUGCGGGAACCCGAGCACAGGCCCGCCGCUCCUGACCCGUGCACGGCACCGCCACCACUUGCAGCACUGUCUGGAUGCACUGGGCCACUACAGGCAGGCAGGAGACCUGGCCCUGGCCGCCGAGGCCCUGCGCAUUGCCAGAAGGCACCUGACCCAGCUCACAGGUGGAGGCGGCAGUGAGGAGAUCCUAGAUGUCAUAUUUCGGGACUUCUGUGUGGGCAAGUGAGGAGCACCCAGUUUUCGCAGUACCCCAGAGACCCCAACCCAACAUACCAUGAGACCGAGGACCUUCUGGGGCCAGCGCGGGUCAUUUUGGGCUCUAUGGAGACUGGAAGAUCUCAGGCCGGCCUGCUUUGGGGUCUGCACCUGGCCAAACAUCCGCAGGCUGGCCUCUGAUUUAAGAGCCUCCUGCCUUAGCCUCCUAAGUGCUGGGAUUACAGGUGUGUGCCACCAUGCCCGGCUGCUUUGAUUUUAUUUUUUGGUGCUGGAGUUGGAACCAAGGGUCUCUUUCAUACUCAGUGAGGGCUGACCGCUGAGCCCAGUGGCCAGCCUCCAAGUGUCUUCAUUUAUCUUGCAAAUACCAGAGGGCUGUGAGACUCAUGUGAUUUGGACAUGUUGCAUCACAGGGCCUCCCAGACCACCUCUCCUGGGGUCCCCACCAGACACUGGCGUUUCCAACACUGCUGAGUCCUGGCUUCUUGUGUACCUGUCGAUCAGAUGUGUGGUUUCAUCUUUGGGUUUUCUUUUUUGGAUAUAGGGUCUCCCUAGGUAGCUCCAGCCUGCCUUGAACCUGCAGUGAUCCUCCUGUCUCAGCCUCCCGAGUGCUGGGAUGACAGGUGAGCAUCAUCAUACCUGGCCUUUGUGGAAUGUGGGUAACAGUGUGACGCAGUAGGUGUUUUGUUCCUCGGGAAAACAGCUCAGAGAAGUGGUGACCCACAAGAAGUCCCCAGCGCUUGGGCUGUUGGGCUUCAAAUGUGAGUCUGGCAUCUGCCUUCUGUGUGCUAGACAGUGGGCAGGGUCUGGGGACAGUUCAGGGACAUGGAUGACUGCAGUUAGGGCUGGGUACUGCUGCAUGACCAUACCCAGAAGGGACCAGCUGAACAGAGCUCAAGACUGCACAGGAAGGCCUUGUCUUUUCUUUUUCUUUCUGUUUUGGUUUUUGUAGACAUGGCCCAACCUGGCCUUGAACUCAGUAUGUAUCCCAGAUUGGUAUUUAAUUUGGGGUAAUCCUCCUGCCUCAGCCUCCAGAGUAAUGAGAUUACAGGCACAUACCACCACCCAGCCUUCCUUUUUAUUUGUGUGUGUGUGUGUGUGUGUGUGUGUGUGUGUGUGUGAUACUGGAAUCAAACUCACAUCCUCGUCCUGCCAGGCAGGUACUUGUGCCCCUGAGCUAAAUCCCCAGCCCCUUGCUUUUUUUUAAAUUUAUUUUUUGUGCUGGGGAUUGAACUCAUGACCUUACACUUGCCAGGCAGGCGCUUGUGCUGCUGAGCUAAAUCCCUCCUUUGGUUUUUGAGACAAAGUCUCACCAUGCAGUUCAGACUAGCCUUGAGCUGUAGCCCAGGAUGGCAUCAAACUUGCAUUCUGCCUGCCUCAGCCUCCAAAGUGCUGGGAUGACUUUCAUAGGCCAGCACCACCUGCGGGAAGCGCCUCUGGAAACGCUGGGAGCUCGAUGCGGGGCGAGUGGCCAGCAGAGGGCGCCGCACCCUAAGGAAGGCCAAUCGGGCAGAGCCUGCCUUCCUCGGCACAGGGAAUUUGUUUGCCUGUUUGUCUCAGCUGCUCUGCUCAGGAGCCUAAGGUAGGGGUGUCGCAGGGUUUGAGCCCAGCCUGAGUCAUUUAACAAAACAAAAAUAAAAAGGGCUGGAGUGCGGC